UCUGUGUUCCAGCAGAGGCCUUGUGGAACCACAGGCUGUGCUGGAUCUCAGAAUGUGUCUGAUGCCUGGAGCCAGGACCUUCUUCCUUUGUCAUUCCUGUUCUCUCACAUUGCCAGGCUUCUGUUGGAUGCUGCGGCCCUGCCAUGUAUCCAAGUGCUGUGCCACGACCAGAGGGAUAUUUGGCCAGCGCUUGGAAGAGACGGUCCAAUAUGAAAAGAAAUAUGGACAGCACCUGGCUCCACUGUUGGUGGAGCAAUGUGUGGACUUUAUCCGGAAGCAUGGCCUCAUGGAGGAAGGACUCUUCCGCAUGCCUGGGCAAGCUAAUCUGGUGAAAGAGCUCCAGGACUCCUUUGACUCUGGAGAAAAGCCCUUGUUUGACAGCCACACUGACGUUCACACAGUUGCAUCCCUGUUGAAACUUUAUCUCCGAGAACUUCCAGAGCCAGUCAUUCCUUUCACCCGAUAUGAAGACUUUCUUUCCUGUGGGCAACUGCUUUCCAAGGACAGAGGGGAGGGGACUUUGGAAUUGGCAAAACAUGUGAAAAAUCUUCCGCAAGCCAACUACAACCUUCUCAAGUACAUCUGCAAUUUCCUUGAUGAAGUUCAGUCUCACUCCAGCCAUAACAAGAUGAGCGUCCAGAAUCUUGCCACUGUGUUUGGUCCAAAUAUUCUUCGGUCACAAGUAGAAGACCCGGUAACUAUAAUGGAAAGUAAUUCCCUGGUUCAGCACUUGAUGACUGCUUUGAUAAGUGAGCAUGGGCAGAUUUUUGCCGACUCUCUCACGAAGGGCUCAGACAAUCAACUGGAAGCUCACUGCCGGUGUCCACAUGGUGUCAUGGACUGGAUCUCAAAGGACGGCAGGUCAGAAAACAAGCUAGAAAGCAGUAUUGUCAGCCCUAUUAACUUCCCUCCAGAGGCACCAUCUCCUGCAACUGCCGCUGUCAUUCAGGAAGGACACGGCAAAAGGACUUGUGACCGCUCUGCGGCCAACCCCAGCAAGGGAGGGCAGAUGUUUCCCACUUGGAAAUACUCCUUUCAGCCACAGGAUGCUGAAUCACUCAGGCACAAAAUGGGUGGCACUCUGUUGAACAGCCCAAGCUUGCCUUCAAGUGGGAACUGGCUAAUGAAUGGAUUGUACUCCCUUCAUGGACACUAUAGGCCAUCCUCCGGAGGGCUGCUCAAAGACUCAAGAUCAUCCCAAAGACUUUCUAUCUAUGACAAUGUCCCCAUUUCCACUCCCUCUUUCAGUACUCACAUUAACACUAAUAAUGUCACACGGUCAACGUCUUCUUGUGAAAUCUCAGCUACCAUUGAUUCAAUCAGUAGCUGUGCUGCCCACCGGGCAACAGACUCCUCAACUUUCAGCUCUCUUCCAAUGGAGUGGGUGACCUAUAACUCCUUGCUGCACAGUGAAAGCUCCCAAGGGGACAGCAUGGAGAGGCCAGAAGAACCCAGCAGCAGCAACAGUGACCAAAACAGCCUGGCAAUUGCUCCCAAAGGUGCAGCUGAUUGCUCUGGAGACCUCCAGAGUCUCAUCGCUGAGCUGAAAGCAAAGCUGAGCAAACAAAGGGCUGAGUACGAGUCUACCCUCAAAAGAACAGAGAAAACAAGCACAGAACUGAGGAUGAAGGUGGCAAGAUUAGAAGAGGAGCUGGAUCAAGAAAAGAAGAAAUAUAUGCUGCUGGAGAUCAAGCUGAGGAACUCUGAGCGGGCACGGAAAGAUGCAGAUAGAAGAAACUAUCUCUUGCAAGAAGAGAUGGAAACCUUCUUCACAACAUUAGGGAAUUUAACUUUAGAAGGAGCAUUGGCUAACAUCCCAAAAUAAGAUAAGGUGAAAGCAGAUUCCUCGUUCUCUGCUCUCCAUUUUAUUUCAGCAACAGAACUGGCCCAUUUCUCUCUGUUUUGUCCCACUUAAACUUGUAUAUCAGGCCUAGUAUUGCAAUGACACAAAAACGUUUGCUAUAAAUUACUGGUUUACAGGCAUUAACAAUAUUACAGCUAAAGACAGGUUUAAGAUUGGGUUAGGAAGUAGUGAAGCAUGUCAUAAUGAAAGCAAUAUACUGUGCAACAAUUUCAAUGUGUGAUCCUGCAGUCUAGUGUCAUGAUUCCUACUACUGACAAAGCAUUCAUUCUAAUCAAUUGAUUAAAUCUGGAUGUAUUUGCAACAUAUAUAUUUAUAAUGAAAAAUGAGGUCUCCUUUUAGAUGUUUUCUAGAUAAAUUAGAGAAUUGGAACAUUAAACAAUGCAAACAAUAGGAAGACACAAGAUUACACC
Messenger RNA from Pogona vitticeps (central bearded dragon), 2274 nucleotides. RefSeq names its product Rho GTPase activating protein 22 (gene ARHGAP22). Gene Ontology annotation, cellular component: focal adhesion. The record is from RefSeq and is a predicted model, not a curated record. Lineage: Eukaryota; Metazoa; Chordata; Lepidosauria; Squamata; Agamidae. Gene Ontology annotation, molecular function: GTPase activator activity. Gene Ontology annotation, biological process: activation of GTPase activity; signal transduction.